GCGGAAGUAGACGUGGGAAGCCAAGGCAGUGAAAGGCCCAGGCGGAUGGAUUGGGAAGGUAUCGGUGCUUUUGCGGAAAGUCGGACACAAUUUUCUCAAAACGAGAAAUGUGAUUUACAGUGAGUGGCGUGCAGAAUAGCAUUUUAUGAAGAAGAACGUGUGAAAUUCGAGCUAGUGAAAUGAGGUGUGCACACGAAUCCCGAAGGCCGGCCGAGAGAGAGUAACAGCACUGUGGAUUUUAAAAACAUCAUGGAGACGCGGAGAGACAACAAGUGAGAGGAGCACUUUGGGAGUCCGUUUUUCACCUUUUAGGCAGACUUUUUUUUAUACUUUUACUAUUUUCCUGGAAUACCGAGUUGAACGGCGUUUUAAAAUAACGUUUUUUGAUUUAUUUUUUAUUACCGCUCUAAACUGCUCCGUCUUAUCGAGAGCCUCCUCCGUCCCUCCCCAGUGGGGGUGAGCGAAAAGUUUGUGGAGGAGAGCGAACGAGAACGCGGCGGCGACUCAAAAGGCGCAUCAAAGGAGAAGGAUCCCCCCACAACUAACAAGCGAAAGCACUGCUCAUGUUUCCCUAUUUCAUUUCCACCGGAGUACCGGGAACAUUGUGUAGAAGGACAAGAGAGUCUGGAAGAUAAUUCAUAUUUUGUUUGUUGGAGGAAGGGGAAAAAAGGGUCGGAUUGCGAGAGCUGAGAUUUAUUUAAAUCGACAAACAUUCUUUUCAAUGGGGACUCAUCCCGAAAUGGAGUUUGGAUACACGCUGUGCGAACGUUUGCUUUAGAAUCUUAUGAAGAAAGUGGGGUUUCCGUCAAAAAGAAAGAAGAAAAAGAGAGCGCGCGAGAGUCGCGCGCACCCCUGCUCUCACACUCGCGCCCUUGUCUCUGUCUCGCGCGCGCUCUCGCUCAAUCCGCAGCCCUCACCCUUGCAAGUUUUCCGUGCGUACACGCGCACUCCAUCUCCAUCAGCUGCCUCCUCCUCCUCUUCGCUAGUCUCCCGGCGUGCACGCGUGCACUCCCUCCCGGAUCAGACGGGGCUGCGAUGGGAAGUCGCCCUCUGCUUCCAUUCUAACAACAAAAGCAGAUUGCGGGGGGCAUGAUGGCCGAAGUCGUUCCCAUUUGAAGGAACUGGAGGAUCUACGAGCGACAUGCAGUGACCCGGCUGGCUGAGCCGAGCCACGCUGCGCUCACCCUGUCUGCUUGUUUGUUUUUGUUUGUUCUUGGGUGCUGCCAAGAAGACAAAAUUGACAAAAGGGAUUAAACUGCCGGGACACACAAAAGGCGAUUUGUCCCAGAAUCUUCACCGUUUUUUUGGGGGGUUUGUUUUAAUUUAUUUAUUUAUUAUUUUUUUUCGGAGUGCAACACCGAGAGACCUGGCUCAUCCGUUACACGUUGGAUGUGCGUGGAUAGAAACGAGACCUCCACGUGCAAAAAGCCUUUGCAGUGUUUUUAACACAAACUGACUUCUUGUAUGGACCUGCGUUGCCAAAUUGCUUACAUCGCCAUCAUUUUGAAGGAUCUUUUCUAAAAGGCUCUGAUUUACUGUUGGGAAGCCUCCGGCUUUGGAUUGUUCGACUUUUGUUAUUCUUUUGUGGGGUGGGUGGGAAUUUGGUGGUUAAAAUGCAAAUUGGAUAAAAAAAAAGCCCCGAAGUAAAACUAAGAACCAGAGAGAGCCCAAUGAGCGGCACACAGUCUACAAUCACUGACAGGUUUCCCAUCAGAAAACCAACCAGGCACGGUAGCAUUCUCAGCAAAGACCCUCCUCCAGACAAGAAAUACAAAAGUGACAAAACCACUGUGGUAACCCAGGAAUUUGACCCUACAGCUGAUAGCGUCCCCAGGAAGAGCAAGUCUUUUUCGGACACCAGUAGACCCGAGUCUUAUGGUCUGGUUCAGCGCUGUGUAAUUAUCCAGCGGGAUGAGAAUGGCUUUGGGCUGACAGUUAGCGGUGACAAUCCCGUCUUUGUGCAAUCUGUCAAAGAAGAUGGAGCAGCAAUGCGGGCUGGGGUACAAACUGGUGAUCGAAUUAUCAAGGUCAAUGGUACCUUAGUGACACAUUCAAACCAUGUGGAGGUGGUGAAGCUGAUCAAAUCGGGCUCCUAUGUGGCACUGACAGUUUUGGGACGGCCACCAGGUUUACCCCAGAUCCCGUUAUCUGAAUCUGAGGGAGACCCGGGGGCACUUGGACAUAAUGUGACCUCACCCCACUCGCCUGGUACAACUGCCAGUGACCGAAUGUCUAGCACCUCUGGUACCUCUGACCUCAUCACUGCCCCAGUGCUAGUAUGUGAGGAAUACAACAUUGUUUAUAACCAGAAAGUGGACAUCCUGCAAAAGAUGCUUUCAAAAGAGGUGCAGGACCUCCAGGCAAUGAAGGAGGCGUACAGUCGAAACCCCAACCCGAAGCUAAUGAAGGAGAUCCAAGAAGCUAAGAAGCACAUUCCAGAACUGCAGAAGCAGCUGAUAAAGGUUACUGGCAUACCACAGGACAGCAUUCAAGGCUUACGCCUGCCCUCUGAAUCUCUGCAGAUCAGUGAAGUAGAGGAAAGCACAGAUGUGGACCAGACUUUGUCCCCUCACAUGGACAACAGUGGACUGGGUGAUGUAACCUCAUACAAUCUGUAUGCACUCUCGGAAAACCUCGACCAAAGAGAGGCUCCUUUUCAGAGUCCUAAGGCAGUAUUCAAGGAGGGGGUGAACUUUUUUGAUACAACAGAGACUGAUGAUGCACUUGACCUGGAUGCGCAUUCCCAAUCUCAUGUUAGCAGUCCGUCACGCUUGGCAUCACAGAUAAUUGGGGUAGAAGAUGAUGACUUUGACGCUGAGCAAGAACAGAUUAAUGGUCAGUGCAGCUGUUUCCAGAGUAUUGAGCUACUCAAGACUCGACCUGCACACCUAGCUGCCUUCCUCCAUCACGUAAUAUCCCAAUUUGACCCGGCACCACUGCUCUGCUACCUCUAUGCCGAUCUGUACAAGCAAACCAAUUCCAAAGAGACCCGGCGUGUCUUCAUGGAGUUCAAUUCAAUCUUCCUGGGCAGAGCCGCAAACUUAAAGGUGAAUGUCCCAGAAUCCAUCUCUGCUGACCUUGAAAAGAAACGGCCAGAGCUAAUCCCUGAGGACGUACACCGGCAAUACAUCCAAGUGAUGCAGGACACACUGUUGGCUGAUGUCCAGAAGAACCUGGAGGAUUUUAGGCAGAAGCGCAAUAUGGGGCUGACGCUAGCUGAGAGUGAACUAACCAAGCUUGACUCUGAAAGGAUACGGGAUCGGGCAACACCAGACAAGGAACGUUCCUGUGCAGAGCAGAUACUUGCGAAAAUAGAGAAAGUUCUGUUGACUUCCCAACCAGCAGAAGAGGAAAAAUGCACUGCCAUUCAUUUUGUUAUAUUCACAUAUAUGAAGCACUUGGGAGUUAAAAUGAAGGAGCCCCGCAGCCUGGAGCAGAAACGUGGACGAAUAGGCUUCCCACCGAUUAAGCAGAAGAGCAUCAAGAUUGAAAAAGAAGGUGAUGAGAAGAAGAUGAAAAAGAGGUUUCAGAGCAUUUUACCGCAGCCUCGCCGGUCUAGUCGUCAUGACCCUAAUGCAAUAACUCGCGCCAUGGAGACCCACAAGCAGCGGCCAGUGAAGCAGGUCUCUCAGCAAGUCAUCAACAUCUCUUCUGACCACUCGGACACCAACCGGAUCCGACCAAGUCUGUCAAGCGACAGCUCUGAGGCAACACUCACCCCCUCUGUGACAACGUCUCCCACACCAUAUACUUCUGCUGGCCCCUUAGACUCCACCAGCCAUGAUGGUGAUCUUGCUGUACCUCCCCUGUCUGCUGUCACAAAGCAGAGUGACUUGAUUUUUUCUGUGGAUAUAACUGAUUCAGCACCUCGCACACCCAAUAAUAUAUUUGAGUUUCCUAAUUCUCCUCUGGACAACCUGCAGGAAGAUGAGAGGGACAUUGAUCGAAUCUAUGAUCAAGGAACUCCUAAGGCAGUCAGAAGGACAGAGUCUCAGAGCUAUAGUGAAGGUCAAAGUGAAGAUGACCAGUACAACGAUUUUGACCAAGAGCAGGACCCACCUAACUGGCAGCAACUGGUGAGCCGGGACAUUUUGGCAGGCCUGACUCCACAUGAGAUCAAGAGACAGGAAGUCAUUAAUGAACUGUUCUACACUGAACGUGCCCACAUCAGAAUGCUGCGAGUGCUGGACCAGGUCUUCUAUCAGAAGCUGAGUCGAGAGGCCAUCCUGCCUCCAGCUGCCCUCAAACACAUCUUCUCCAACCUUGAUGAAAUUCUUCAGCUCCAUGCUUCCAUACUGGAACAAAUGGCUGCAAUUCGGAAGAAGCAUGAAACAUCUGUAAUUGACCAGAUUGGAGAUGAUCUGCUGUCCUGGUUUAGCGGUUCUGAGGAGGAAAAGAUCAGGACAGCUGUCAGCACAUUUUGUAGCAAUCAGCCAUUUGCAUUAGAGCUUAUUAAGACACGGCAAAAGAAGGAUUCAAGAUUCCUAACCUUCAUGCAGGAAGCAGAGAGUAAUCCUCUGUGCAAGCGACUUCAGCUGAAGGACAUCAUUCCUACUGAAAUGCAGAGGCUCACUAAGUAUCCACUCCUCUUGGAAAAUAUUGCUAAGUACACAGAGGACACUGAAGAGAAAGAGAAGGUGAAAAGAGCUGGGGAAUGUUGCCGGCAAAUUCUCAACUAUGUCAAUCAGGUUGUGAAGGAGUCCGAGAAUAAGCAGCGGCUAGAAGAUUACCAGAGGAGACUGGACUUGUCCUCGCUGAAGCAGAGCGAGUAUCCAAUGAUCUCAGAGUUCAGAAAUUUAGACUUGACCAAGAGGAAGAUGAUUCAUGAAGGGCACCUGACUUGGAAAGUAAACAGGGACAAGACAAUUGAACUCUACACUCUACUUUUGGAAGACAUCCUGGUUCUUCUGCAGAAGCAGGAUGACCGACUUAUUUUCAAAUGUCACAGUAAGAACUUGGCAGGUACAGCAGAGACCAAGCAUGUGUUCAGUCCUGUCAUUGAGCUCAAUUCUGUGUGGGUUCGACCGGUUGCCACAGAUAACAAGGCUUUCUUUGUAAUCUCUAUGUCUGACAAUGGCGCACAGAUCUACGAGCUAGUGGCCCAGACAGUUUCAGAGCAGAAAAUGUGGCAGUACUUGAUCACACAGAGAGCUGGAUCUAUCAACACCAAACCACUCAAUGUAAUCGCUCUGCCUCCCCAGGCCCCACCCAUUAACGACAGUGAUCGUGGAGAAGAGGAGGAGGUAAGCGGGGUGCACCACAAGCUCAGCAAGGACUCUGAUGGGCUUUCAGCAGCCAGCGGCCAACCCUCAGAAAAGGACUCUGAGGAGUCCUCACCAGUGAGUCUGCAGGUGACAUCCCCUGGUGCCACCACCCCUUUUGGCCAUGUCAAAUCAGAGGAACAAGGUGAAGGAGAUGAAGAUGAAGAUACAGAGCUUGAUGAGCAGCUUUCCAGACAGACCAUAAGCAUAGAUGAAGAGGAGCUGAGCUGUCUACAUUCUGCCAGCAGAGCAGAAACGGCUCUAAAGAAUUUGGCUGCAUUGAAGCUAGUCUUGCUCAGGUACAUGUCCAUCAUGGACGAAUCUGGAGACGAUGAAGGCUGUAAGAGUGGGCUGUCUCGUAGCUGGUCAUCGGCAGGAAGCCACAGCACACAAUCUCACUCUCAGCGGGGUUCAAUGGAUAACAGCAUGGCCCCUCCUACCCCUGAUAGCCAGAUUCAUGACAUCCGGCUACUGCGGGGCUCCUCUGCAAGUGAGCCAUGCAGCCCACGGGGCCAGGGGUCAGUAGCCGAGACGACGCAGAGUGACAGGGUGAAGUCCCCUGGCAGGGAGGCCACCUCAGGAGAUACAGUGGCCAGUGAAGAAACAGCAGAGCAAUUUUUUGAUGCUUCAGAAGGAUAUGGAAACUGCCUGAUCCUAGAGGGCUUUGGUGCUGUUGGGGAGAGCAGUACAGAUGAUGAUUUGCUCGUAGAGGUCACAGACCAGGAUCCAGAAAUCGACCUGAGCAAGCUGCUCUCUACAUCUGCCUCAAGACGUGGCCUCUCAGUUGCUCCCAUCAACCCCAUUCCUCCCGAGUUCAGUGAGCAGGUCAACUUGUACAUCAGGCAGCUGCAGGCCGACCUGAAACAUUUAAAGGUGGUUGAAUCGCGAUAUAAUCUCUUAUGCCAAAGGCUGGCUGGAUCAGCUUCUGACACUGAAGAAAACAAAGAUAAGAGUUAGUGUUGGCUGCCUCCAUGUUUUUUCCCCCCACAUCACCUUGCAGAAAAGGAACAGAUGGAACCUGAGCAAGGUUGCCCUGGUGCCCAUCUUCCUGCUGUGGAGCAUUUUCUUUUGCCCAGGCCUGCACCCUCAAGGACUAGCCCCCUAUGCCUGCAGGGAAAAAAGUCCUUUCCCUUACCACUCCUGUGCUCCACAUGGAAGGACCUGAAGACCCCCUGACCUGGAAGACAUUCCUAAGCACCUGCCUGCUUCACUCCAGGACAAGGCAACCCAGUUCCUCAGCCACUGCCAUGAAUCAAGAGGAAAGGAAGAGGCCGGCUGACACAACACCAGAGAUAAACUGAGGUGGAAGGCAUUGAAUAAUAAUUUAGACACUCAUUAUUAUUAUUAUUAUUAUUUUUUUUGAGGGGAACGGUGUUUAGAAUCAUUGAGUUAAAUAAGAAACAAGUCAGUUUAGAACACUUCUCCUCACACCCUCCUUGUUCUGUUUUAUUUUUAUGUGUAUCACGCACAACAGGGAAAAAGGCAGCCAUGGCUGUCAAGUGUCCAUUUCAGUCUUGCCCAUUAUGGGAGGUGUGCUACCCUCAUGGCCCAGGCUGAUUUUUGGAAAUGCUUCUAGAUUAAUCUGGCAGAGGUGACUUGCUGGGAUGGAUUGGUUCCAUUUUUUAUUGGUCAUCCAGAGCCUGGGAUGAGAGCGAGUGACCUGACAAAUGCCACCUGCUUGGCCAGUGCACUGAAUUCAGUCUUGGGGGUGUUGUGGCACCCUUCCUCUGCCUCCAGGCACCUUUUCCUCAGCAUAUUUAUUUGUGGUCAGAUGACACUCGGCUGUAGAUGAGAUUCCCUCGAAAGCUGGGCAGGCUGGCCUUCUGUGCUGUGUGUUUACAGCCGGUCUCCAUUAGGGGUCUCUCUCGGACUCCACUUCAGUUUCUGUAGUCGGGACCUUUUUUUUGGACAAAUGGAAGAGGCUGCGGUGUCAACUGCAAAGCCUGGUUAAGACGCUGGGAAGGAAGGAAGGAAGAAAGAAAAGAAAAGAGAAGCUGAAAUUUCAGGUUCAAGGAAGAAAAUUCACAAAAGAGAACAUUGCAGAAAGAUCCAAGUGGCUUGUAACCGUGAUUUUGGUGCGGCUAACGUUUGGAUUUGUACGAACAGUAGGAGAAAUAAUGUAAAUCUCAAAAGAGUUGGAGCUUUGGACAUAAAGAGGCAGAUUUUUUUUUUUUUUGUAAAACAAAAUGUACAUUUUUUUUUUGACCAACGGUCCUGUGUGACACUUGCAUCUCAAAACUAUUCCUAAUUAUUUUGUAUUUUUUUGCUUUGUACACCAUACAAUCAUUUACUGUUUUAACAGAGCUUACUAAAAGAUACAAAAAUAAAGAAAAAUAAAAAAACACUCUCAUGAGCUGUUCCUAAAAUAUUAAUGUAAUCUGUAUUUUUACUGAUCUUAUUGUCUAGAUGUUAAUGAGGCAUUAUUAUUAUAUUAUAAUAUUAUUAUUGUUAUUCUUCCUUUGGAUUUUCUGUUUAAACUGUGUAAGAUAGGUCUUCUUUUAGUUGAGAGAUUAUAUGUCAUUUGGACAAGUCAAUAUAUUGUUCAAAAAAAAAAAAAAGGCAAGAUGAUUUGUGUAUUUUUUGGGGAUUCUGGGCUUUAAAAAAAAAAUACAGUGUUGAAACAUCAUUAAAUAAGCUUGAAAACAUGA
Messenger RNA from Erpetoichthys calabaricus (reedfish), 7909 nucleotides. Its product is annotated as rho guanine nucleotide exchange factor 12-like. Gene Ontology annotation, molecular function: guanyl-nucleotide exchange factor activity; G protein-coupled receptor binding. The transcript has 41 exons. The coding region runs from base 1671 to 6218 and encodes 1515 amino acids. Gene Ontology annotation, biological process: intracellular signal transduction; G protein-coupled receptor signaling pathway. Lineage: Eukaryota; Metazoa; Chordata; Cladistia; Polypteriformes; Polypteridae. The record is from RefSeq and is a predicted model, not a curated record. Gene Ontology annotation, cellular component: cytoplasm.